Molecule: messenger RNA, 2418 nt
Organism: Trichoderma breve
Lineage: Eukaryota; Fungi; Ascomycota; Sordariomycetes; Hypocreales; Hypocreaceae
Product: kinesin motor domain-containing protein
Exons: 4
Coding region: 1-2418 (805 amino acids)
Biological process (GO): microtubule-based movement
Cellular component (GO): kinesin complex; microtubule; nucleus
Molecular function (GO): ATP hydrolysis activity; microtubule motor activity; ATP binding
Source: RefSeq, a predicted model, not a curated record
AUGGAGCUCGCAUCCAAAUCCCAAAACCUCUUCAACGUCUAUCUCCGACUGCGACCCCCGUAUCCAGGAGCGCUGCAGACGGAGCGCAUCCUUGACGUCGAAGCCGCUGCAGACAACCUGCAUCCGUCCCACAUCACGCUCAACCCACCACCGGAUCGACGAAGGGCCAUCGAACGGUUUGGCUUCACGCAGGUGUUUGAAGAGGACGCCAGCCAGCUCGACGUCUUCCACUGCACGGAUGCCCCGUCUCUGAUCGAGGGCGUGCUGGCGCCCCAUGGCGGCGAUGGAACAGAUGCUGUCGUGGCCACGCUUGGUGUCACGGGCUCAGGCAAGACGCAUACGAUCCUUGGCAGCCGUAACCAGCGAGGCCUCACUCAACUGGCCGUGGACGUCAUCUUCCGAUCAAUUAGCGACAACAUGGUCGAAUCCGCCCAGUCGCCAACUCUCGACUCGCUCCAAGCCUGCGAUGCCUCCGAAUCUACCCUCGUCACGGCACCCUACUUUCUCGAUGGCAUGAAUGGAGAUAUACCGCAGGGGACAUACCGUGGUUCCGGCGGCUCAAGAUCAACCACGCCCAUGAUGGUACGAACCCAGUCAACCCUCUCGUCGAUCAAGACAUCCACUCCCAGUAAAGUUCCGCGAAGAGUUCAGCAAAUGCCUGGCUCCUUUCCCGAUUCAGCAAUGUCAAGCCCGAAAAGUGUCAGGCCUAGUUGCUCGGCGCAACCGUCUCUGGGAAUCAGCAGAUCCAACACAGCGGCCAGAAUUCCGUCGCCCAAGCGGGCACUGGAGCGGCCAUUCAUGUCUUUAACCGCCGCCAGUCGCCUCAAGACAACAGCUAAACAGAACAUAAAGGGCGAAAGUACGUUUUCGAGUCAACGACGAACCCUACGCCGAAAUUCAACUUUGCUCAACUCGCUUCCCUAUUCCCCGGAUGUUAGCGACUUUGUAGUGCCCUGCGAUCCCGCCGCCGAGUACGCCGUCAUCGUAUCCAUGUACGAAGUUCACAACGACCGCAUCUACGACCUUCUCACCCCCGCCAGCAAAUCCGCCGCUAACAAAGACUACCGCCGACCCCUGUUGUUUAAACCUACCGAACUAUCCCCUGAUCGCAAAGUAGUUGCUGGUCUUCGCAAGGUAGUCUGUACCGAUGUUCGAGAGGCCCUCUUGGUGCUUGAGGCAGGCCUGCAGGAAAGGCGAGUGGCUGGUACGGGGAGCAACAGUGUCUCGAGCAGGAGUCAUGGCUUCUUCUGCUUCGAAGUCAAGAAGAGGUCAUUUGGUUGGCAGAACAACUCAUGGACUGGGAGCAAGCUUACCGUUGUUGACCUCGCGGGUAGUGAGAGGGCGAGGGAUGCAAAGACUCAGGGCGCAACACUAGCAGAAGCAGGAAAGAUUAACGAGAGCCUCAUGUAUCUUGGCCAGUGUCUCCAAAGCCAGAGCGAGGUCAGCGCUGGCAGAGCCAAUGUUGUCCCUUACAGACAAUGCAAACUUACCGAGAUCCUCUUCUCCAACUCGUUCCCAUCCGCGGCAGGAUCCUACUCUCACACUCCGCGCCGAAACCCCCAGCGAGGCGUCAUGAUUGUUACGGCUGAUCCUCUAGGCGACUUCAAUGCAACAUCCCAGAUUCUUCGCUACAGCGCUCUUGCUCGAGAAGUCACUGUUCCCCGUGCGCCAUCAUUUACGGCCAAUACGCUUGCACCAAGUCCCACGGUUUCCACGCAUCACACCAGGCCGUUUGGCAAUGCCGGCUUUGGAUCUAUGAGAAGCCAUUUUUCGCCUGUUAAAGCCACCGACGAGAGAGUGACCAUGGAGAUUGCCGCGCUGGAAAUUGCCAGAAUGAGCGAGGAAAUUGAGCAACUCCGUCAGGAAAUCGAAGUGCAGAGCGAGGCCCGUAUUAUAGCCGAGGCUCACCUCCUUAGUACGGAGGAUCGAAUGAUUGACAUGGAGGCCGCCGUUCGAGAGGAGUGUGCGCUUGAAUUCGAGCAGCGUCUUGCUAUGGAACUGGCUCGCUUCAAAGCAUCCAUGCAGAUCGAAAAGGAGCGGCAUGAGGAGCACUGGGACCGCAAGGUGGACAUCUUGGAGCGCGGCCUGGACACGGGCUUUGAAGAAGACUUUGACAAGGAAAACGUCUUGGUAGAGAACCUUACCCAAGAGGUCGAGCGGCUGCGACGCGAAAACAUGAUCCUCAAGAGGGAGCUUUCAAACCGCAGUCCGAGCAAGCGGAAGCCCCUGGAAGAGCGCGAGGACUUUGUGCUUCCCAGCGGCAGCGGGACGCCCAAGCAUGACAGCGUGACGAGUAUCAGCCGCAAGUUUGAACGCAUCAAGAUUAGCAGCGACGUGGGUGGUGCCAAUGGGCCUAGAAGUCCCAAGAAGGUGCGCAGAUUGGUGGCCAGGCGCUGGGAUGAGCCGGAUGAUGUUUAG